AUGAGCGGAGCCAGUGAUGGGCAUCUCUGGACUACUUCCUUGAUGAUGGGAGUUAGAGUAGUGAAAGAUGAUGCCAAGGUCAUGAUCAUCUCAAGCUUGGCUGGUCUAGUGGCCGGUGCACGCAGUAUGGCAAUUGGAGAGUUUGUUUCCGUGGGUGAUGGUGUUGCUUUGGCUACAGGGUUCAUAAGAAGUAAUGAAGUGAGGUUAGGGGUGGUGGAGGCUGUCGUGCGUAUGACACUGGUGGUGCUUGGUUGCUCGAGGGCGGCACUUGGCCAUACUCUGGUGGGGAGGUCUCGUGUGAGGUUGGUGGUGGGGUGUUGGGUGGCCAUCACCAUGACUUUUGGCCUAAUAAAGCUCUUUGUCUCUGAUAGUCUCUGA
Elaeis guineensis (African oil palm) is the source of this 378-nucleotide messenger RNA. RefSeq names its product vacuolar iron transporter homolog 1-like. The record is from RefSeq and is a predicted model, not a curated record. NCBI's taxonomy places the organism in Eukaryota, Viridiplantae, Streptophyta, Magnoliopsida, Arecales, Arecaceae. Gene Ontology annotation, biological process: intracellular manganese ion homeostasis. Gene Ontology annotation, molecular function: manganese ion transmembrane transporter activity.